GAAUAUUGGUUUGUUUCAUAUCUUAAGGAAUAAUAUAACUGAGGUUGUACAAUAGUUGCAAUAAGUAUUCUACUUCAAUUGUGAACUGCUCCUAGGCCGCCGGCUUUGUAAAACAGCUGUACAAGCUAAAACUACAAACAAUUGUAUUUUCUAGUUAUCUUCGAGAAUUGUGAAAAAUUAGGAAACAUGCGUGAUAUUGAGAUUUUAGAUCCCAGAAAUCUAGUGAAGAAUCGUGAGAUACUUUACAGACUUAUUAUAAGUCAGUUGAUGUACGAUGGACUGGAGAAGUUUGCAAUGGAACUUUCCAUGUUAGUAAAAGCAGAUGAAUGCGCCCCCAGUGAACGCUUAUUACAUGUUAUGAUCGCCGGCAUGCAGGCUACUACCGAAAAACCAAUUGCACCCAAGGACGACGUUCUACCUGGAAUUGAUUUAGAAUUUGAGCCCGAGGCAUCCGCACUUGCGCCCGAACCGGCUUCAUAUGAAACUGCUUACGUUACUUCACAUAAGCAGUCUUGUCGUGCUGGUGCAUUUAGUCACGAUGGUACACUCGUUGCCACAGGCAGUGUAGACGCAAGUAUAAAAAUUUUAGAUGUUGAGCGCAUGUUGGCUAAAUCGGCACCAGAAGACAUAGAACCUGGUCGUGAACAACAAGGACAUCCCGUUAUACGUACGCUAUAUGACCACACAGACGAAGUAGCUUAUUUGGAGUUCCAUCCCAAAGAACAUAUACUUGCAUCCGGUUCAAGAGAUGGUACCGUAAAACUUUUUGAUAUUGCCAAACCUUCAGUGAAAAAGGCGCAUAAAGUCUUCACUGAUUGCGAACCUGUAACCUGCUUGUCAUUUCAUCCCACCGGUGAUUAUAUGGCAAUUGGCACAGAACACUUUGUUUUGCGUGUCUAUGAUGUACACACAUCACAAUGUUUUGUGAGUGCCAUACCGUCGCAGCAACAUAAAGCAGCGGUAACCUGUGUGAAAUUUGCACCAACGGCGAAGUUAUAUGCCACCGGCAGUUUAGAUGGUGCAAUAAAAAUAUGGGACGGAGUCAGCGGACGCUGUAUUAAUACCAUACCCGAGGCACAUGCGGGCGCAGAAAUUUGUUCAUUGGAAUUCACCAGGAAUGGAAAGUAUUUACUUUCAUCUGGAAAAGACUCACUGGUCUAUUUAUGGGAGUUGUGCACCAGUCGCCCAGUACAAACAUACACCGGUGCUGGUACUACUGGCAAACAGGAACACAAUACACAGGCAGUAUUCAAUCACACCGAAGAUUACGUGCUCUUUCCCGAUGAAGCCACCACUUCUUUAUGUUCGUGGAAUUCUCGCAACGGUGGUCGCUUGAAUUUAAUGUCACUCGGCCAUAAUGGUCCAGUACGUUUUAUAACACAUUCACCUAACUCCCCGGCAUUUUUAACAUGCUCAGAUGAUUUCCGUGCACGCUUUUGGUAUCGCCGUUCAACGAAUCAGUAGUUUGUUUUAAUAAAUUAGUUUUUGCAAUUCUUUCCGUUAAUGUUCGGAUAUAUAUUAUAUAAGAAUUUCAUU
Molecule: messenger RNA, 1536 nt
Organism: Bactrocera tryoni
Lineage: Eukaryota; Metazoa; Arthropoda; Insecta; Diptera; Tephritidae
Gene: CstF50
Product: cleavage stimulation factor subunit 1
Exons: 3
Coding region: 187-1464 (425 amino acids)
Biological process (GO): mRNA 3'-end processing
Cellular component (GO): mRNA cleavage stimulating factor complex
Molecular function (GO): RNA binding; protein binding
Source: RefSeq, a predicted model, not a curated record